Messenger RNA from Lymnaea stagnalis (great pond snail), 8247 nucleotides. NCBI's taxonomy places the organism in Eukaryota, Metazoa, Mollusca, Gastropoda, Lymnaeidae. The record is from the annotation of a GenBank genome assembly.
AGUACACAGACAGUCGCAAUGGAAAUAGCAAACGUGAUUAUCAUUUUAUUUCUGGCCUGCAUAAAUCUUCCAAAGGUGGAAAGUGGUGAGUUAAAUGUCUUUCAAAAAUAUCAUUUAUAUUAAAUCAAUUAGACAGAGUUGUUUUGAAAAUAUCCCUGAAUUAAAUUAGAUAUAUAGAUAUAAAUAUAUUAAUAUAUAUAGAUAGAUAGAUAGAUAGAUAGAUAGAUAGAUAGAUAGAUAGGUAGAUAGAUAGAUAGAUAGAUAGAUAGAUAGAUAGAUAGAUAGAUAGAUAGAUAGAUAGAUAUAUAGAUAGAUAGACAGAUAGAUAGAUAGACAGAUAGAUAGAUAGACAGGUAGGUAGGUAUGUAGAUAGGUUGGUAGAUAGAUAGAUAGAUAGAUAGAUAGAUAGAUAGAUAGAUAGAUAGAUAGAUAGAUAGAUAGAUAGAUAGAUAGAUAGAUAGAUAGAUAGAUAGACAGGUAGGUAGGUAUGUAGAUAGGUUGGUAGGCAGGUAGAUAGAUAGAUAGAUAGAUAGAUAGAUAGAUAGAUAGAUAGAUAGAUAGAUAGAUAGAUAGAUAGAUAGAUAGAUAGAUAGAUAGAUAGAUAGAUAGAUAGAUAGAUAGAUAGAUAGAUAGAUAGAUAGAUAGAUAGAUAGAGAGAUUGAUGGAUUGAUUUAUUGAUAGAUCGAUAGAUAGUGAAGAUAAAGUUGGAACAUAAACUGAGUUUAGUUUUAAUAAUUUCAAAUAAAACAAAAAUCUCAAUAAUAUUUAUAAUCAUUUUAAUUUGUAAUAAAGUGACACAUAUUUCACCCAUAAAUAUUUAGUGCAAUGCCAAUGGGAUGAAUCGACUUAUUCUGAAGGAGCAUGCUUCUUGUACAAUAGCACGGAACUUACCUAUGCAGAAGCAAAGGUAAAUAUGCUAGUUUUUUAUUGUUUGUAUAUAUAUUUAUCUGUGUUAUAGUCAAGUUUAUCGCCUGCAGAAAAUUACAUAUAUUUUUAGCGGCGUUACGAUGUAAGACAAUUUAAUAUCGACAUCUAGACAUGCUUGUUAGUGUAAUUUAAUUAAACGUAUUACUUUUCGAUAUUAGACGGUUGGUAAUGCAUAACUGUGGGCUUAUUACUGAAGCGAUUUUUUUACUAGAUAGCAGGUGGACUAAAAGCUUAUUACUCAAUAGUUUUCUUCAUGCAUCGCUAGUAGACUGCAGAUUUUACACAAGAUGUUGCUUAAUGCAUAGCUACCAUACUGAAGACUUCUUCAUUCAAGAGAUUACUUAACGUUUAGCUAUUCGACUAUAUGCUUUUACUUAAGAGGCUGGUUCAUCAUCAAUUUAAAUUGUACUUUAAUGAUAAACAUCUUUUGGUAAUGUGCAAGUGAGUUGGUGGAGCUGAUUUUGUAUGUUUCCUGGAUAAUAGCAUUGGACUUUCUUAUUCAGAUGCCAAGGUAAAUAUGAUAAUCUUUCUCUUCAUUAUAUGCACAUGUACAUAAUUUCCUUCUGUUCAAGUGUAUCGAAUGCAGCACAUGGCAUAUACUUCAUUAGACAGUCAGCAGAAUUGAAAACAUUCUGGUAGCUUCUGUGAGGAAACUGGGGAAAAUUAUUUGUUGUAUCGGCAUGUCGACGCGCUUUUUGCGGAAAAAAAUAAUUAUUUCGAUGAUUAGACUGUAGGCUUCUUACUCAAGUUGUUUCUAAAUAAUAUCUAGCAGAAUGUAUGCUUCUUACUGUUAUGUAUUACACUUUUUCCCUGUGCGUGAACAUUGCUUGAACCCUAGCACACGCUACGAUCUUAGAUGGGCGUAGCCUAUUCGUUUGAUGUAUCUUGUUUACUACCUGCUUCCAAUUAAAAAUGUCUAGUAGGUCUAUUAGUAUCUUAUCGAAGGUUCUCGAUUGAAUUAGAAAAGUAAGGGCUUCUGUAGACACGUCGGUAGACCCUCAUAUAUAAAUGAUUGACAGACACAGAGACGAUGGAGAUUGAUAGGUAUAUGUUUAACUUCACGAGACGUUUAUUAUUCUUUGUGUUGAUUCGCAUUGAUCAUUCAUCAUUAUUAAUUGGCACAUUGUACUAACUGUAUUAACUGUGUACCGGUACAAGAUCUACCAUACUGUUAGUUGAUAACAUGUAAUUAUAUUUCUUUUGUUUUGAAAUUGUAUUAUUACUAAAUUAAAUCUUCUUAAUUGUAAUUGGCAGCUGUUUUUGUGUGUCGUAUCUUUACUAUUGUAUUUCUCUAUGGUAGCGUCAUUUGUUGUGCACUGUGUGAACGAGCCAUAACUUAAAGCAAGAGAUUAAUUUCUAACAAGAGAAGGCAGUGCGUAACACUUAAUCCAUAUGUUUGUAAAUCAUAUCUAGUAGUUUGUAGGCUUCUUACUCAAGAUGUUUGUAAAUCACAUAUAUUAGAAUACAGGCUUCUUACUUAAGAAAUGUGUUAAAGGAAGCUUCUUACUCAAGUUGUUUGUAAAUCAUAUCUAGUAGAAUGCCGGUUUCUUACUCAAGUUGUUUGUAAAUCAUAUCUAGUAGAAUGCAGGCUUCUUAAUCAAGAUGUUUGUAAAUCACAUCUAGUAGAAUGCAGGCUUCUUACUCAAGAAAUGUGUUAAAGGAAGACUGGUAGAGUGUAGGCUUCUUACUCAAGAUGUUUUUUUCAAGACUUCUUUCGCAAGCCUUUUUGUAAAUAUAUAGGAGUUAGCUUGUAGCCUUAUUACUCAAUAGCGUUUUUGAUAUAAGCUAGCAGACUAUUUUUGUAGGCUUCUUACUCAAAUGAUUUGUUAAUACGCUGCUAGUAGACUAGGCUUUUACUCAAGAAGGUUUGUUAUGGCAUAAAAAAAUAUACUUUCUGCUUCUUGCUGAUGAGUUUUUUUUAAAAUGAAUAACUAGUAUACUGGGCGCUUGACUCUUAAGAGUUGUGAACAGAUAGUAGAGCGUAAUAUUUUUACUGAAGUCUUUUAUUUGGAAAUGGCGUCAUCGAGCAGAUGAGCUAGAGCUCCUUAUGCCUUCACCAAAGAAGACCCCACGCUUUAGUAGUUAUUUUGCCAUGACAACCUCCGCCAGCAGCCACUCGAUCAGGUUCCAACUAAAGCCACCCAGCCCAAGGACAUCCGGUGGCUCUUUGACGUUGCGCUCACAGCGUCAGCAGUUGACUUUCAAAGGGGGUCGUGAUUGUAUAUGCACGUCCUAAAACCUUCUCCUCUCCCGUACCGGGGAAGCGUCAGGAACCCUCUGAAGAGAUUUAUUCAGUGAGAUUCUAUCUCACAGAAAAAUUUACCAAAUGCUUGGAAGAAACGGUUCGAACCUAGGAACAGCUUCCUCAAUCAUGUGUAAAAUUGGCUAUUUACUGUAGUCUUGUUACUAACUGAAAGUAUAUCAGUCGUCUGUUAUCUGUACGCUUCUCUAUGCCUGUGAAACGUAGACGGUAUACCAACGGCUUGCCAAAAUGCUGAAUCACUUUCUUACAACAAGAUUCAGAAAAAUCCUCAAAAUUAAAUAGCAGGACAGGGUCCCAGACACUGAGAUUUUCACACGGGCAGGACUCCCCAGCACCUUCACCCUCUUUAUGAAGUGCCAGCUUCGCUGUGUGUGACAUAUUGUGAGAAUGUCAGAUGACUGUCUGCCGAAAAUAUUUUUUUAUGGUGAGCUUGAACAAGAAAAACGGUUUGCUGGCGGAUAGAAAACACGAUUUAAAGACAACCUUAAAAUCCUCAUUCAAAGCGUUCAAAAUUAACCUAGACACAUGGGAGGAAAAAGCAAAUGGUCAAACAUCAAGGUGUUCCACUUUACACUGGAGCUCCAUGCCACAUGGAGUUUGCAGAACAAAGGCUGCAGAGCCAUCUGCGCACCCACAGACAUAACUAGCACACACCUGAUUAUUAAAGUGGUCAUGGUAGACUCCCGACUAGCGACCAACCAUGUUAAUAAAGAUAUUUGUUUAUGCAUAGCAUACUGUAGGCUUAUGUCGCAAUUGGUUUGUUGAUAUUUUGUUAGUAGACUGAUGGAUUUUUGUUUAUUCAUUAAAUACACAAAUCAACCAAACCAAUCAUCUAAACCAAUCAACCAAACUAAUCAAAUAAACUACACACAGACUAAACAAAUAAAUAAACAAAUUGAAUAAUCAAAUCAAUAAACCAAAGAUAUAUGAUGAACCCAUCAACUAAAGAAAACGACGAAGCACAUUUACUAAACAAAGCAUGUGAACAAAAUAUAAUUAAAAAAUCAUCAGAAAAAAUCAAUUAAAAAUCUUUUAAGCAAAUCAAUUAAAAAUCAUCAAAAUAAAUCAAUUAAAAAUCAUCUAAACAAAUUAAUUAAACAAAUCAUCUAAACAAAUCAAUUAAAAAAUCAUCUAAACAAAUCAAUUAAAAAUCAUCUAAACAAAUCAAUUAAAAAAUCAUCUAAACAAUCAAUUAAAAAUCAUCUAAACAAAUUAAUUAAAAAAUCAUCUAAAGAAAUCAAUUAAAAAAUCAUCUAAACAAAUUAAUUAAAAAAUAAUCUAAACAAAUCAAUUACAAAUCAUCUAAACAAAUCAAUUAAAAAAUCAUCUAAACAAAUUAAUUAAAAAAUCAUCUAAACAAAUCAAUUAAAAAAUCAUCUAAACAAUCAAUUAAAAAUCAUCUAAACAAAUCAAUUAAAAAAUCAUCUAAUACAAAUCAAUUAAAAAAUCAUCUAAACAAACCAAUUAACAAUCAUUUUAACAAAUCAAUUUAAAAAUCAUCUAAACAAAUUAAUUAAAAAAUCAUCUAAACAAAUCAAUUAAAAAAUCAUCUAAACAAAUCAAUUAAAAAUCAUCUAAAGAAAUCAAUUAAAAAUCAUCUAAACAAAUCAAUUAAAAAAUCAUCUAAACAAAUCAACAAAACAUUCUUGAAUAAAAUGCCUAAAGAACAAAAGUUUAUUUCAUACAAAAUACUAAUUGAUGCUAUAAAACAAAUCCAUAUCAGAGUGCAUGUGAAUCAAUAGGUGGAGUCCUUGCAAAAGUGACGUCCAUCACGCAAUUAAAUGGGAUAACGGCACUCCAGAAUGGUAAGUGAAAAGAGUUAUAAUCUUCUGUUUCUAUUAGGGACACGUUCGGUCGAGGUUAUUGGUGAUCUGCCACGAGGUGUGAGACCUACUGAAUAUUCAUGUGUUUUUUUUGGUCAUUUGAUUUGUCUUUAACACAGUAAAUGUACAACCUGUGUCGCCAUUCUCAGGCUCUGAAAUUGGAGUACCUGAUCUUGUGAGCUUUCUUUGCAUGAUGUUCGGCAAUAAAAUUCACUUUGUUUCUUCUUACCAAAAAUGAUAUUAUUGGUAAUGCAAAUUACACCCAUUUUUAAUUUUUCAUUCCACCAUUUGCUAACAAAAGACAAGAAUAAAAUGCCUAUUUCCAUUUCAUUCUUACUUUCUCUAUUUCCAGUAAAUGUUUUUUUUAAGACUUUUAUAACCAUUACAUUUAAAUAAUCAUUUUCAAUUACUUCUCUCAUCCCCUUUUUGUAAAUUUCAAAAAGACAUACGUCACUUGAUCAUAUCUUCACAAACUUUAAAAUAAUUCACACUGUUUUUUUUAACUUUGUACGAUUAAAAAAAAUGGUGUGAUGCAACACGCUCUUAACAUUAUUCAACACAGUGAAGUUGUUGGUCAUGUACUCUGCCAUGGAGAACAUGUUUACCCUACCUUUACCGCAAAAUCCGAAUAUUUCCUGAAGUUGAAAAGAAUUUGUUUGAAACAAAAAAAAAUAUUGCCCACCCCUAACCUCGCCCUUUUAAUUCCUCAUAUUGCAUACAUCAUUUGUUUAGUAGAAUUUGACAAUACGAAAUUGGAAUAAAAAGUAUUGCGAGAUGUAUCCUACACAUGUGACCCCCUCCCAACACACACAUGCAAUCGGUUUCUCUUCCUUCGACUUCAGAUAUGUCGUUUUAUAAAUAUAUUUUAAGUUUUAUAUCAAACAAUAUAGUUACUGUUAUUAUCCCAAAUUCCACAAAAAACUCAUAACGUACAUCGGUUCUUGAAUGCAUUCACAUUGCAGCUAGGACUGUGUGGAUCGGUGCCAACGAUAUUAAAAAUGAGGGAACCUGGGUUUGGGAAGACGACAGUACCGUUGCAACAGAGUUGAACACGCUUUGGGCCGAUGGUAACCCAAAGGAAGGCACGCACUUUAACUGCGCCCAAUUGAGAUAUAUUCAAAUCUUUAGUUGGCUCUGUGAAGCUGUCGGUUCUUUUCUUUGCAUGGAGAAAGGUACUUCAUUUAAGCGCUAUGUUACUUCGGUUUGGUAGUUGAAUUUUAAACGUUAAGUCAAGAAUGAAACAAAAACGCCCCGAACAUUACAUCAAACCAACUACAGCAUUUUUCUAUUGUUAGUAUACAUUUUUAUAGUAUCAAACUAAUGUAGCCGACUAUUGCUAUCAUAUUACAAUUUAUUAGCCUCGCAAUACAAUUUAUAAUAAAUAAAUCAACCAUAAAGGCAUACAUGGGACGUUGGCUAUUCUAUAUUAAAUAUAUUAUCUUAUUUUAGAAUAAUGUAUAUACUUGUUCAAGCCAACACAUAAAACACAAAUACUAAGCAAUGAAAAAUUAGAUUAACCUAAAAUAUUUAUGAUAGCAUUAUUUUAAAUAGAAUGUUUGUUAUGUUCAGCAUUUUAUGGCACUUUACACUGUAUUAUAUGGUCUUACAAAACAUUAGUUUUAUAUUUAUAAACUAUUUUUGUGUGUGAGGUACAUGAGAUAAUCUAAGUUAAAGAUCGUAAAGGUGUAAGGUACAUUUCAGCAUGAUGUCAAUAAAAAAAAAUAAAUAAAUAAAACUUUAAAUUAAUUUGACAGAUCUGACCACAACUCAAGAUCCGGUGGCUUCGACAAGCACAAAAAACGAUCCUGUUACCAUCAACACUGCAGCUUCCACAUCUGACAAUAGCGCUACCAUCAACACUGCAACUUCCACGUCUGACAAUAGUGCUACCAUCAACACUGCAGCUUCCACAUCUGACAAUAGUGCUACCAUCAACACUGCAACUUCCACAAACGACGCUAAAGACACCACUCUUGCGACGACACCAAUAACUUCUUUCAUGAAAUGUGGCGCAAAUGACAUCGAAUUAAAUGGUCUAUUAAUUUUACAUUUGUGCUUGUUCAUGUUUCUAGUAAUUUCAGUUUAAGUGGAUUGCUUUUUUGAAAUUUCUUUAUUUUUCGCUAUACUCAUUAAUUUGUAGCUUUGUCUGAAUAGUAAACCACAUUUUCUAAACAACAGAAAGCACCAUUCUUGUGGAUGCGUUCAAUUAUCUUAUAAUUUGAAUUUAAUUUUAUUCUUUCUUAUUCCUUGCAGUGUACAUGUAUAUAUGUUGACAGUGGCACACAGUUAUCCAUUAUCAACCCGUUUAAUCCAAUAGCUUAACGUAUUUUCUUUUUAAAAAAUGUUAUAUUCUCCUCGUGGACACAGAAACACGGGACAUUUUUUCUUUCCUGCCUCUUAUUUGCUUAUAGCAAUAUGAAUUUACGUGGAUAUUUUUUUAAAAAGUGUCUUCACUUUUAUUUCAUACAUUAAAUCACUUUAUCCUUUUUUUUAAAGAAUUUUAAGCCCUAUUUUCUUUAAAGUGUGUGCGUUCAAUUAUAUCAUACAGUGAAUUUAAUUGUAUAAAAAAAAAUAAUAAUCCUUAAUAUUUAAUGCAGGAAUUUAUCAAUCCAUUUUUUGGGGUUUGCAAAAAGAAAAUUAAAAUUUUACAAAGUCUAAAGUGCAAAAUUCCUUAGAUUAUAAAACUUUAACGUCAUUUUUUUAAAGUUAUAAAUAGCAGAUCUUGUUAGUCUUUAGCGAUUCAAUUCACUGCUUGCGACUUAGUAAUGAAAACUUUGUAAUACAAAUAAUUUCUAAUAAAAAAAUUUUUUGUUAAUAGCUUUCUUUCAUCAUUUUAAACAAAAUUAACUUAUGAUAUCAAUAUUUUUUACAUUUAUUUUAAUGAAUCGGCUCUAAAUGCCAGAAUUUUAAUCAAUACUUUCUUAGGAACAAAAAUCACCAUCAGUGUGUGUGAGUUCAAUUAUCUCUUAAUUUGAAUUUAAUUGUAUUGCUUUUUUAAAAUUCUUUAUAAUUAUACUUUGCAAGAUUUUAAAACAAAAUCAUUGGAAAGAUUUUUACAAAUUCUAAAUGAAAAAAUUCUUUACUUUAGAAAACAGUAAUGUCUAUAAUGUUUUUAAGUAGAGCAAUGUUAAUCUUCAAGUAAUUCACUUCAAGUGUUUGUGAGCCGUGUCAGAAAUUAUUACGACAGCACAUUGUUGAAAACAAUGAGACAAAAUAUAUGUAGUUCUAAUAUUA